UCCUGCCAUUGGAUGUUGAUCCGACGUUCAAUGAUCAACCAUCGUUAUACGACGGACGAGGUAAGCACUACAUGAGGUAUUUAGCAUGUCAUCGCUGGCAUCGAGGAGAGCGGGAGGGGAUGGCGGCAGAGGUGUCGUGCGCCUGCGCAGGGGAAACGGAAGAGGAGGAGGCGAGGGCGCUGGUUGGAGAGGCGGCCGCAAUUCGGGCGCUGAACACCGCCGUGGAGCUCCACUUGGAGAAGACCAUGGAGAAGAAACGGGCGGUGGACGCGCAGAAAAAGGAGAUGUGGCGCCUCUUCCAGCUCUUCUUCCUCUUCCUGGCGGUGUUGUUCGCGGCCCAGCUGGGGGCGCCGCAGGACCGCCUCCAGUGUCGCCACUGCUGGGUCCCCAUCGCCCUCCUCGCCCUCGGCCACCUCGCCUUCUCCGCCGCCGCCGCCCAGACCCUUCGCUGCAUCCACGGCUGCAAGUACCAGCGCCGCUGCCACAAGCUCACCCUCGCCCUCGCCACCGACCGCCUCAAGCUCCUCACGACCCGCUGCUCCGCCGCCGCGGGCCCUGCGCCGGCGCUGCUUCCGGGGGAGUUGGAGAUCCACUACCAGAAGCCGCCGGAGAGCUACCAGCGCAAGUUCAACAGGAGCUGGGCUGUACACGUCGGCUUCCUGAUAUGUACCUUCGGGUUCAUGGUCUCCUGUACCGUAGUCGUCCUCUGCUUCUAGAAUAGGUUCUACUCUUCGAGAAGCUUCUGGAAGGCUCUAGAUGAGAUCUCCUAGUUUAUGGAUUAAAAUUUUUCUCUAUUUCUUUUCUAGGCAUAAAUAUUUCAGCACUUUUAAUUU
Molecule: messenger RNA, 833 nt
Organism: Musa acuminata subsp. malaccensis (wild Malaysian banana)
Lineage: Eukaryota; Viridiplantae; Streptophyta; Magnoliopsida; Zingiberales; Musaceae
Source: RefSeq, a predicted model, not a curated record